AUGAAUAUCUCGAAUGAAGAUGUCAACUCUCUCCUUCCGAGAGAUGAGGCCGCCUUGAAAGCCGUGCUCAAAACGCCAUACGACAGCGUGUACAAGCUUUCGCCUGACGGAAGCACAUAUGUGGAACCAUUUCUUCUCAACGGCACGCCAGUGCGACAGCAAGAACCAGAGGCCGUGAUGAAGGAAGAAGCGCACAAGCGUAUCCAACUCAACCCCAGCAACGACGCGCUCAAGGCACACAAGCACCUUUCGGACAACUCUAGCAAGUUCAAGAAGAUUAGAGAAAUCUUUGGCGAGGGCAGCAAGUAUCAUCCCAAUCAACUCGUCGCCAAGAGAUUUCUUCCUCCACGAGGUUUUUGCCAGAAAGAGCUCAUGUAUCGACUCGUUUGCAAGAUUUCCGACCUUCAGCAUCUAUACAACACCGGAGACCUCGCGAUGGACCCGUUUGACUUCAUCAGAUGGCGCAUCAUCAAGAAGGUGGGCAGCUUGCUUGCCAACCCAUGGGACAAUCCCAAAAGUUUCAUUCGGACUGUCGUCUACAAACUCGCUGAUGACUCGGAACAAACCGGUGCCAAGACGUACCAGGACUCUGUCGUGAGAUAUGCGGUCCUGCUCUCGGCCGCCAAGCGGAACCACUUGGGUAACUACGGCCACAAGGGCAAGAAUCGGAAAAAAACCUUGAAGCAGACGACUCUGCCCUAUGCAGCGGCUGCUCCUCGACCGAGAGUGAAGAUUUCGAGGGAUGAUAUUGUGGACAGUCGCCCCGAAGCUGCUCCAGCUGUGGCUCGACCGGUUCAACGACGUGCCCGACUUGCUGCUGGCCCGCCCAUCUAUGCCGGUGUGAACGCCUAUAGGGCUGGACAGAAGCAGCAACAACGCUCUCAGCAACGCCCCAAGAGAAAUUGA
This is a messenger RNA of Trichoderma aggressivum f. europaeum, 906 nucleotides long. RefSeq lists its product as uncharacterized. The coding region runs from base 1 to 906 and encodes 301 amino acids. The transcript is spliced from 2 exons. The record is from RefSeq and is a predicted model, not a curated record. Lineage: Eukaryota; Fungi; Ascomycota; Sordariomycetes; Hypocreales; Hypocreaceae.